Megalobrama amblycephala (Wuchang bream) is the source of this 1904-nucleotide messenger RNA. RefSeq names its product uronyl 2-sulfotransferase. Lineage: Eukaryota; Metazoa; Chordata; Actinopteri; Cypriniformes; Xenocyprididae. Gene Ontology annotation, molecular function: sulfotransferase activity. The record is from RefSeq and is a predicted model, not a curated record. The transcript has 8 exons. Bases 370 to 1545 code for a protein of 391 amino acids. Gene Ontology annotation, cellular component: membrane.
GAUUAAAGUAGCGCGCAUAAACGAGAAAAGUGAAGGCGGAAUUUGACAAGGAAAUCCUUGCUGUUGAAUUUUGAUGUAAAAUAUUUAAAUCAUGUUCGAUCAGACCUUAAAAUAUUAAUCUAUGUUAAGCAUGAACAAUCAACAUGGGCUCGGCAAAGUCUCGAAUGUAGGUGCGAUACCAUUGGGCCAGUGGGGUGGGCACCUGCACGCGCCGCCACAUCAUGAUGUCAAGUUUACAGAGAGAAGUCUGACCUGAGCACGUGGAGACACGGCGCUAUUCUGCUGCUUUCAUACCAAAAUGACAUCGGUGUGUGUUAAUACAGAUCAGAUGGAUUAGUAAAAUGCUCUCUGGAUUUCCAUCAUGAGAAUAUGACGACUUUCCGAAAUCCUCCCUCUCAUAAACACUUGACCGGUUACAUGCGCGUGAGGAGCCGGAGGGAAAACUGGCUCGCGGUGGUUCUGCUCCGAAUAUCGCGCCGGGAUUUGAGCUUCUGUCUUACCGCUCUCCUCAUAUUCUGUCUGGGGUCCUUGUUGUACCAGUUAAACGGAGGAGCACCGAAAAUCCUGCUAGAUGUGGGUUAUUAUCUCGGGAGAUUUUCUGGUGGCCAUGGAUCUUUAGCACCCAGAGCUUUACCUUUCCCAAGUCAGGUUGUGUAUAACAGGGUUGGUAAGUGUGGAAGUCGCACUAUAGUUUUGUUGCUGCGCAUCUUGGCGGACAGACAUCAGUUCACCCUCAUCUCCUCUGAUAUUCACAACAAGACCAGACUCACCAAACGUGAACAGGAAAAUCUAAUUAGAAACAUCAGCACAACUCCUCAGCCAUUUCUUUACACCCGACAUGUGCAUUUUCUCAAUUUUAGCAGGUUCAGAACGAACGAGCCAGUGCACAUCAACAUCAUCAGAGAUCCGAUCAACCGAUUCUUAUCCAAUUAUUUCUUCCGGCGGUUCGGCGACUGGAGAGGGGAAGAGAAUCACAUCGUCCGAACCCCUGGGAUGAAAGACGAAGAAAGAUACUUGGACAUCAACACAUGCAUCUUGGAAAGCUACCCAGAAUGCUCCAAUCCCCGGCUUUUCUACAUUAUCCCAUAUUUCUGUGGGCAACAUCCUCAGUGCAGAGAGCCGGGUUUGUGGGCGCUGGAAAUGGCCAAGCAGAACGUUCUAGAUCAUUAUCUGCUGGUAGGGGUGUUGGAGGAACUUGAGGAUGUGUUGCUUCUGCUGGAGAGACUGCUUCCACAUUUCUUCUCUGAUGUCUUGAACAUCUACAAAAGUCCAGAAUACAGGAAGUCGGGGAACAUGACGGGCACCGUCCACAAACAGACUCCUAAUCUAGAGGCCCUGCAGGUGCUUUAUCAGCGCAUGGAGUAUGAGUACAAAUUCUACAACUUUGUCAAAGCUCAAUUCCACCUCACCAAGAGGAAGAUCGGUCUGAGGACAGGUCCACAACCCUCCAGAUAUUAUUCUAGUGUGCUUCAGAGGAAGGACCUACAGGAGGAGCUGGAGGAAGAGGAAACAGAAGAAUCACUCGACUCGACCGAACAGACCUGAGAGAAGCUCUGAGACUGGGAUAUACUAUAAUCUAAAAUAAUCAAUCAUUCAGGUGGUCCUACUGAACCAUAGAACUGGAUAAAGCUUGAAAAAUCAUGAUUUCUUAUGUUUAUCUGUAAAAACAAAAAAAACAACUAAAUGUUGUCAUCAGCAUUAUUAGACUUUAGAAUAUUUAACAAAUUUUAAAAAUUUGCUUCUUUUUUUAUAAUGAUUCUUUGAACAAUUUUUAAACAUAUUAGUCACACUGCAACUGUAGUAGCCUUAAUAAAAUGAGUGAAUUCAGAAAUCAUUUGAUAUGCAUGAAGAGUACUUUUGUUUUGUGGGAAAUAAAACUUGACAGCAUUAAUGUUAAGGUCAAA